CGCUCCCAGCCGCCGUCCUCGUCCGGCCUCUGAUAUUUUCGGAUCUUUGCCCAAAAAAAAAAUGUCUGCUGCAUCAGGCUACGUUGCUGUCCCUCGCUGUCCGGUGAUCUUCGAUGGUACCAACUACACCGAGUUCGCUGGCUUCAUGCGUAUUCACAUGCGUGGCAUUCGUCUCUGGGGUGUUCUUUCUGGCGAGGUCUGCUGUCCGCCACGUCCGGUCCCUCCGGUGGCCCCUACUCCACCGACUCCACUGGUUCUUCCUCCGGACGCUACUCAGGCCGCCAAGGAUGCGGCUAAGAUUGCUGAUGAGGCUGCUGAUCGUGCCUAUGAUGAGAGGGCUUUGGCUUAUGAGGAGGCUCUUCAGACGUAUCAUGGUGCUUUGUCUGUUUACACCCAGUGGCUUGAUGAUGAUGCUCGUGCUGCAGCUGUUCUCACUGCUAGUGUUCUGCCUCAGUUUGCUUCUGAGUUUCUGGGUCUUCCUACUGUCUUCCAGAUGUGGACCUGUCUUCGUCAGCGCUAUGAGCCCUCUGGUGAUGCCUUAUACCUUUCUGUGGUUCGUCAGGAGCAUGCUCUUCAGCAGGGUGACUCUACUGUUGAUGACUUUUAUGCACAGAGUUCUGCCAUCUGGCGCCAGCUUGAUUCUCUCCGCAGUGCUGGUUGUCGUACUUGCCCCUGCUGCCAGGCUGUCCAGGCCGAUUUGGAGUUUCAUCGCGUCUACGAGUUCCUGUCUCGGCUCCGUAAGGAGUUUGAGCCCCGGCGUGCUCAGUUGCUUGCUCGUGGCCGUAUUUCUCUCAUGGAGGCGCUUUCAGAGAUUCGUGCUGAGGAGACUCGCCUACGUGGUGCUGGUUUGCUGGAGGUUCCCUCUGUGCUCGCUACUCGGGUUUCUUCCACUCCACCUGCUGCACCGCCCCAUUCUCGCUCGAGUGCUCCGCCGCUCUUGCCCACUCCUUCUGGAGGCUCAGGUCGCCCCCGUUCACAUUGUGACUACUGCAAGAAUGAUGGUCAUAUUGAGUCCCAGUGCUACACCAAGCGGAAACACCUGCGCAAGGCGCGAUCAUCAGGGACUGCGUCAUCUCCCUCGCCAGUUUCAGCCAUUGCUUUGACCGAGCAGGAUAUUUUGAGACUUAAGCGUCUGCUCGCGGCUUCAGGUUCUUCCUCGACGGGUACUGCUGGUUCUGUGACUGAUGCUUCCCGCACUGAGCACCCGCCCUCUACACAGUCAGGAUCGUCGCACGCACACUCUGGUUGGGGCUGGCCCUCGCCGCCGUGAUUCUCAGGGUCUUUGGGAGUUGGACUGGCUUCAUGUUCCUUCCGCUGCCACCACCAUCGCCAGUUCCUCCGCUGCUGUCGCUUCUGUUACUGGUUCCUUCAAGCAGUGGCAUCAUCGACUUGGUCAUCUGUGUGGUUCUCGAUUAUCGUCUUUAGUUCGUCGAGGCCUUCUGGGGUCUGUCUCAGGAGAUGUCUCUUUAGAGUGUCAGGGUUGUCGUCUUGGCAAGCAGAUUCAGCUACCAUAUUCUCAUAGUGAGUCAGUGUCUCAGCGUCCUUUCGAUUUAGUCCAUUCUGAUGUAUGGGGUCCGGCUCCUUUCACUUCGAAAGGUGGUCAUAAAUACUAUAUUAUUUUCAUCGAUGAUUUUUCUCGUUACACAUGGCUUUAUUUCA
Molecule: messenger RNA, 1659 nt
Organism: Aegilops tauschii subsp. strangulata
Lineage: Eukaryota; Viridiplantae; Streptophyta; Magnoliopsida; Poales; Poaceae
Source: RefSeq, a predicted model, not a curated record